This is a messenger RNA of Geosmithia morbida, 1425 nucleotides long. RefSeq lists its product as uncharacterized. The coding region runs from base 1 to 1425 and encodes 474 amino acids. Gene Ontology annotation, cellular component: nucleus. The record is from RefSeq and is a predicted model, not a curated record. The transcript has 7 exons. Gene Ontology annotation, biological process: protein phosphorylation. Lineage: Eukaryota; Fungi; Ascomycota; Sordariomycetes; Hypocreales; Bionectriaceae. Gene Ontology annotation, molecular function: ATP binding; cyclin-dependent protein serine/threonine kinase activity.
AUGGAAAGGGCUCCGGAGCGCACCCCCGAGGGCACCUCGCCGCGCACAUUGACCCCCAACCACCAGCGACCCAAAAGGACAUACCAGGGAUGCUCGCGUAUAGCAGAUUAUGAGCUUCAGGGCAAGCUGGGAGAGGGAACAUUUGGUGAGGUUCACCGUGCCCGCUCACGAAAGACGGGCGCCCUAGUUGCCCUGAAGAAGAUUAUUAUGCAUCACGAGAAGGACGGCUUCCCCAUCACCGCCCUACGCGAGAUCAAGCUUCUCAAGCUCCUGUGCCACGAGAAUGUUGUCGGCCUAGAAGACAUGGCCGUCGAACACCCCACCAAGCAAGCCGACAAACGCAAGAAGCCCAUAAUGUACAUGGUCAUGCCUUAUAUGAAUCACGAUCUGUCCGGCCUGCUCGAUAACCCGUCGGUCCACUUCAAAGAGCCCCAGAUCAAGUGCUACAUGCUGCAGCUCCUGCGUGGGCUGCGCUAUCUCCACGAGAACCACAUCCUCCACCGCGACAUGAAGGCCGCCAACCUCCUCAUCAACAACCAGGGGAUCCUGCAGAUUGCCGACUUUGGCCUGGCGAGGCACUACGACGGCCCGGUCCCUGUUCCCGGCCAGCCCAUGGGCGAAGGCCGGAGAGACUACACCGGAUUGGUCGUCACCAGGUGGUACCGGCCUCCGGAGCUGCUCCUCCAGCUCAGGCAGUACACGACGGCCAUUGACGUCUGGGGUGUUGGCUGCAUCUUUGGUGAGAUGUUGGUCGGCAAGCCCAUCCUGUCGGGCGAGAGCGACCCGCACCAGCUAGAGCUCAUCUGGGACCUGAUGGGCUCGCCGAGCGACGACAACAUGCCCGGAUGGAGGCUCCUGCCGGGCGGUCACCAUCUGACACCGCGCCCUCGCCCGGGCAACCUACAAAGCCGCUUCAGAGAUUACGGACAAGGGGUGAUAAGCUUGCUCAAGGAGCUCCUGAAGCUGGAUUGGAAGACGCGGAUCAAUGCCGCCGACGCCAUCGAGCACCCGUACUUUAAGAUGUCACCGCUGCCGCUGCGCCCAAGCGAUAUCCCGACGUUUGAGGAGAGCCACGAGCUGGACCGCAGAAAGUUCCACGACCGCAAAGCCAAUCUUCCGCCGGCACCCAAGGGAGGCACCGUCGGCAUCGGCCCGGACGCCAAUGGGGCAACGGCGGGCUUCAACAGCAGCGACCCGUACGGUAGGAGCGGCGCCAACGGAGGGCGUGUACGCGAUGACCGGCGACCGGCGUGGCAGCGGGAGCGCGAUGACCGUCCCAGGGACGACAGACGACCCGUGCGACCGCCCCCGAGGGACGAGCGGUGGCAGGACCGGCUGACGCGUAGCCGAAGCCGAUCGCCCAAUCACGACAGGACGCGCGAACGAGAUAGGGAGAGGGAGCGUACUGAGAUGUACAGACGUUGA